Orcinus orca (killer whale) is the source of this 3692-nucleotide messenger RNA. RefSeq names its product solute carrier family 16 member 8 (gene SLC16A8). Gene Ontology annotation, cellular component: membrane. The transcript has 4 exons. NCBI's taxonomy places the organism in Eukaryota, Metazoa, Chordata, Mammalia, Artiodactyla, Delphinidae. Bases 80 to 1951 code for a protein of 623 amino acids. The record is from RefSeq and is a predicted model, not a curated record. Gene Ontology annotation, molecular function: monocarboxylic acid transmembrane transporter activity. Gene Ontology annotation, biological process: monocarboxylic acid transport; transmembrane transport.
ACUGGCACUUGUCUCCCCCUCCACCCCACUCCUUGUUUGUUCCGUUGCCCUGAGACCCUCACAUGUACACCCUGGGGACAUGGCCGGUGCCCACACAUGCCUCCGGUCACACACUGGCUGUCGGCUUUCCCACUCAUCCGAACCCCCUCUCCUGACGCUACUAGGUCCUGAGGGGCAAGGAGUAUCCUCCAGAGGGAGUCUUCCUGAAGUUAAGACUCAGGUGGGAACGACUCUAUUACCCACCCCUCAUCCUUCACGCCUCUUGGAGGAGGGGAGAUUCGGGGUGAGGUCCUACCUCGGUUUCCCCUCCUGGCUCCAUUCCCCGAGCAGGGCUCCCGUGGGUAGCCCUGUGCCUCAGUUUCCCCACACCGGGGUCUCCAUCCCCCUUUCUUGUCUGGGCUACAGACCCUCGCCGCUUCCUCUUGUCCCCUCUCCUCCAGCAGAGGCGGUGACGAUGGGCACUAGAGGCCCCCGGCGGGGCCCUGGCCCCCCAGACGGCGGCUGGGGCUGGGCCGUGCUGGGCGCCUGCUUCGUGGUCACCGGUUUCGCCUAUGGCUUCCCCAAGGCCGUGAGCGUCUUCUUCCGCGCGCUUAUGCGCGACUUCGGCGCGGGCUACAGCGACACGGCCUGGGUAUCCUCCAUCAUGCUCGCCAUGCUCUACGGGACAGGCCCGGUGUCCAGCAUCCUCGUGACCCGCUUUGGCUGUCGCCCGGUGAUGCUGGUGGGUGGACUGUUGGCCUCGGCCGGCAUGGUCCUAGCAUCCUUUGCCACGCGCCUCCUGGAGCUAUACCUGACAGCUGGGGUGCUCACAGGCCUGGGCCUGGCCCUCAACUUCCAGCCGUCGCUCAUCAUGCUGGGGUUGUAUUUCGAGCGGCGGCGGCCUCUGGCCAACGGGCUGGCGGCGGCCGGCAGCCCCGUGUUCCUGUCGGCGCUGUCGCCGCUCGGCCAGCAGCUGCUCGAGCACUUCGGCUGGCGCGGCGGCUUCCUGCUGCUCGGCGGCCUCCUGCUGCAUUGCUGCGCUUGCGGCGCCGUCAUGCGGCCGCCACCCGGGCCGCGGCCGCGCAGGAACAGCGCGGGCGACGCUCCCGGGGAGGCGGAGGCGGACAGUGCGGGACUGCGCUUGCGCGAGGCGCCCUCUGGUGGCCGGACCCGCCGGCGCCUGCUGGACGUGACCGUGUGCACCGACCGCGCCUUCGCGGUGUACGCCGUCACCAAGUUCCUGAUGGCGCUCGGGCUCUUCGUGCCCGCCAUUCUGUUGGUGAACUACGCCAAGGACGCGGGCGUGCCUGACUCCGAGGCUGCCUUCCUGCUCUCCAUCGUGGGCUUCGUAGACAUCGUGGCGCGGCCGGCGUGCGGCGCCCUGGCCGGCCUGGCGCGCCUGCGGCCGCAUGUCGCCUACCUCUUCAGCCUGGCCCUGAUGGCCAACGGGCUCACGGACCUGAGCAGCGCGCGCGCGCGCACCUACGGCGCCCUUGUCUCCUUCUGCGUCGCCUUCGGCCUCUCCUACGGCAUGGUGGGCGCCCUGCAGUUCGAGGUGCUCAUGGCGGCUGUGGGUGCGGCCCGAUUCCCCAGUGCGCUGGGCCUCGUGCUACUCCUCGAGGCUGUGGCUGUGCUCAUCGGACCGCCCUCUGCCGGCCGCCUGGUGGACGCGCUGAAGAACUACGAGAUCAUCUUCUACCUGGCAGGCUCUGAGGUGGCCCUGGCCGGGGUCUUCAUGGCUGUCGCCACCAAGUGUUGCCUGCGCCGCUCUCAGGAUGCCACGCCCAGCCCAGGCACCAAGGGCGGGGCCAGCGACACGGAGGAUGCUGAGGCCGAAGUGGACUCUGAGCCCCUGCCUACCAGCGCCGAGGAGCCCGGUGGCCUCGAAGCCCUGGCGGUGCCGAGCCCAGGGACUGGGCCCUCGGAACCCGAGAUGGAGGCAGAGCCGGGGCUAGACUCCGAGUCUGUGUAGCGCGGGGGCACUAGGUGGGGUGGCCAGGGACUUCAGGAAUGGGGCUUCCCCUCUCAGAGCCCCGGCUGUCCCCACAGGGCCUGGCACACGGGAGGCUGCUCCGGUGGUCACCGCCAGGGUCCAUGCAGGGAGCUGCCCCCCUCAUCUGCCCACUGGCCCUGGCACGGCAGGGUGUGGGCCUGUGUCAAUCUUAAGUCCAUAAAGCCGAGCUGAAAGAGCUUCUGUUCCUGCGCCUCUGGCUGCUACCUGGGGGAUGGGUUAGCAGGGAGUCUGAGAGGCUCCCCCUGGGGCCCUCCGACCCCCCACCCCGUGGGUGUUGGGGAGGAAGUGGCAGAGGUGGAGGACGGCAGGGGAAAGUGUCCCAGCUCCAGCCCCGCUGCUCGGAGCCGUACACCGAAGCCCUCGCUGGCAGCACCUGCCGCUGGAGCAGCCCAGAGCAGAGAAAGAGCGCAGGUCCGAGUGGCAGGCUGGGGCUGGAUCCUGGCCCUGAGCCCCGGGCUCCUCUCGCACACUGGAGGUGGAGAGUACCUGACUCUAUGACUCCAUCCUGUGGACAGCAGGGGGGUGGCGGAGGGGGGACCGGCACCUGCCCUGCCCCCUCACCUUCCUAAGAGGGACCCUCCUCCAGCCCGGCUCUGGGUCUCCUCUCUCUAGGGGAUAAACUCGGGUGUCCUGGGACCUUUGCUCUGGACACGUGUCCCUACGGACGCCACUGCGGACCCUGGCAUCUGCUCCCCCACCCGCCAGUGGAGUCCCAGGGGUAGCUCCUCAAUGGCACUUUGAGUCAAGUGCAGGGAGCUCCAGGUCUCACCCUGGCUGGAAGGUUUAGGGAUCUGUUUAAGUAUUCAUUCUCUUCCCACAAACUAGACACCCCUUUCCUUGCCUCCCUCCCUCCAAAUCACCAGCUUGGUGACCCUGGCCGGUGGAGGAAGCAGCCUUCCCACCGCAGACCCUGACUCCAUUCAUCCGUACUCCUCAGGGGAGCCCAUUCCACUGGUGACCCCCUCCCCACUAGUCUCAUUUCCAUCCACGCCCCAGGAAGGUGUGGGGAGCCCCUGCAGAAGUCCGGCCAACUUACACCGUGUCUGUGCUUUCCCCUGAGCCACUACAACAGUGACUACAUCUUAUUUUAACAAAUCCUCACAGAGCACUGACUGUGCCAGGCACCGUGCUAAGCCCGUCACAAAUGUUAACUCAUCUAAUCCUCAGUAAGGACCCAAGGUAGGUACCCUCAUUAGCCACACUCAGAUAGGGAAACUGAGGCACAGGAAGUGAGGAGGUAGCUCAGGGUCACAGAAGCUAUGACUGGAACCUAGGCUGUCGGUUCCAGUCUGAGCCCUUGGCCUCCACACUGGCUGCCCCUUCAGGGAGCUGGUAUAGUCUGACAGUUCUAGGGGAUCUAUGUGGUGACAGCCCAUCCCUCUCUCCACACUCCCAAUCCUGCCUAAGGAUCCCAUUCAGGUCUCUGCCCGGGACCCCCCGCCCCGGCCAUUGUGGACCCUGCCCACCUCUCACACCCUCUUGCACCCCUCCCAUUCUCAGGACGAGCACGUAUUUCAUUGUCCAAACAGGGACACUUUGAGAGUGAAAAGGGCCACUAUUAAUAAUUACACUAGGACCACAAGUGUGCACUGGGACUGUCCAGGUGAAGCUGGACACCUGGGAUACUAGCGUGGUACCACCCACUGGGCUUCUCCCCUUGGCCCUGGCAGAACAGGCGACCUGGAAUGGCCGGGGCACC